Messenger RNA from Schistocerca piceifrons (Central American locust), 2418 nucleotides. Its product is annotated as organic cation transporter protein-like. Lineage: Eukaryota; Metazoa; Arthropoda; Insecta; Orthoptera; Acrididae. The record is from RefSeq and is a predicted model, not a curated record. Gene Ontology annotation, molecular function: transmembrane transporter activity. Gene Ontology annotation, cellular component: membrane. Gene Ontology annotation, biological process: transmembrane transport. The coding region runs from base 202 to 1863 and encodes 553 amino acids. The transcript is spliced from 11 exons.
CUCCAGCUGGCGUGCCGCGCGCAUCGUUGCUACCUGAACACUGCCCACUGCUCGCGGUUCGGCUACGUCACAUAACGCCCGGCCUACCAGUUUCCGUGCUACAGCGCCGCGCCUUAUUGUUGCGUCACGAACGGACUCUGGAUUCGCGUUCUCUCCUCUUGCAGCUACGAUUUAGAUUGGAAAGCAAGAAGGCAGUGAAAAAUGGCUUUUGAUGACAUCUUCCCAUACUUGGGAGAAUUUGGCCGCUACCAGCGGCGUAUUUACUUUUUGCUGUGCCUGACAGCAAUUGUGAGUGCCCUCCAUAAGUUGGGAGGUGUCUUCCUUCAGGCGAAAGUGGACCACAGAUGUCAGUUGCCUUUUGAAAAUGAAACAGCUACAUAUCAGUUACCUCAAGGCGUAAUAAACAUGAGCUACCCUUGGGACAGUGAGCAACAAGCGUGGUCCUCAUGCAGGAGGCUUGAUGCCAACUUCAGUACGGAAUAUUUCAGCUCAAAUAUUCCUGCCAACCGCAGUGUGAGAUGCGAUUCCUGGGUCUACGACCACAGCAUUUACAAGAGCAGCACGAUUGUGGAGUGGGACUUAGUAUGUGACAGUGCCUGGCUACGUGCCACAGCAGACUCAAUGUUUAUGCUUGGUGACAUGAUAGGCUCGUUUGGAUUUGGUUUUCUUUCUGAUAGAUAUGGACGAAAACCGAUAUUUGUUAUUGCUUUGGUGCUACAGAUUCUUGGUGGAAUACUGGUAUCUGUUUCACCACAGUAUAUUUUCUUCAUGAUAUUCAGACUGGUUGUUGGCAUGACUGCUUCAGGAGUUUUCUUAAUUGGCUAUGUUAUUGCAAUGGAAAUGGUUGGACCAUCUAGGCGGCUUUUUGCUGGUGUGGCAUGUCAGUUUUUCUUCACGUUUGGAUAUGUACUGACAGCUUUGUUAGCUUACCUCAUACCAGAUUGGAGAAUGUUGCAAUUAGCAUUCACACUUCCAUCUGUAUUCUUUCUGUCCUACUGGUGGUUUGUUCCGGAGUCUACGCGCUGGCUUUUGUCCAAUGGAAGGAAAGAACAAGCACAGCAGCUUAUUGUAAAAGCUGCUAAAGUAAACAAAGUUAAAAUUCCUACUGAUGUUCUUGAUGGCCUGUUGUCUGAAGAAAAUGAGAAACCAUCGUCAGAGAAGAAACCAAUACCUGAGACUAAAGUAACAAAACCAUCAAUUUUGGACAUUAUGCGAUAUCCCAAUCUUCGUAAACGAUGUCUCAACAUAUUCUUCAACUGGUUUGUCAACAACAGUGCCUACUAUGGUCUUUCAUGGAACACAUCUAACCUGGCAGGAAACCAGUACUUAAAUUUCUUUAUUUCUGGUGCUGUAGAAGUUCCUGCAUAUACUUUUUUACUGUUCACCCUCAAUAAAUGGGGCCGAAAAUCAAUUCUGUGUUCUUGUAUGCUUCUGGGAGGAGUAUCUCUGCUAGCUGCUCUUGCUGUACCUGGAGAGAUGACAUGGUUACUGGUGACAUUUGCAAUGAUAGGCAAAAUGGCAGUAACUGCUUCAUAUGGUACAAUAUAUAUAUUUACAGCUGAACAGUUUCCCACAGUUGUACGAAAUGUUGCACUUGGUGCAAGUUCUACUUCAGCACGAGCUGGUGGAAUGACUGCACCAUUUAUCAACUUACUGGCUGAAUUCUGGCAACCUUUGCCCCUCUUGGUAUUUGGUGCUAUGAUUUCUGUUGGAGGCUUUCUGGCCCUCCUACUCCCAGAAACAUUAAAUAGAAAACUUCCUGACACCUUGGAAGAGGGAGAAGACUUUGGAAAGGAGAAUGAAGAAGAUCUGGAAGAUGUUGUGAAGAAAACUGGCUCUGUUAUUGUUAUAGCAUCAAAAUAAUAAGUACAAAUUCAACAGUAUUUUUCACUGCCAAACAAAUUUGUGUGAAUAUAUUUUUGUGUGUGCAGCAAUAUUUUUGUACAAACUAGUGUUUAGUGUUUUCAUAAAUCUGAGCUGUUGGACAUAUCUCAGAAUAUGUGAUGCAAGGAUAGUUAUUUGCAAGUAAAACUGUUUAUGCAAGUGACGAAAAACGUAUGGUCUAAUGUGGUGACAUUCAAAUACAUUACAACCACUUGUGUUUUGAAAGGGUCUGCUGUGAAUGUCUUUAAUUGGUUGUAAUGUAGAAACUCUUUGUACAAGAAAAUGAAUGUUGCUCUCCUUUCUAAGUUGCUCCACUACCAAUGAUAGUAUUUAUAAUAAAAUUAACUUUAUACUGCUUUUGUAUAUUCAUUGUAUAUAAUUGCCUUAUAUAAAGAAGACUUGUAAAUUGUUCUGUGUAUGUUUGCCUCUAUUUAUAUAUUUUUUACCCAGGCUUAUAAAAAGUACAGAAUGCUCAUGUGUGAUAUUAGAAAAUAAUUCAAUGUUGAUCCAAUAUCACGAUGUGUGAUACAUUUC